GCGUUUCCGGCUCCCGAUUGACACUCGCCACCCCUCAUCUCGUGGGUUUCCUGGGCUCAUCCGGCUGCUGGAGCAAAGAGACAGCCGCCGCUGCUUUCCUCUUGAAAGCCUUGGGCACAGCCAGCAGGGUCGAAGCUCUCAGGCACCGUUUCGAGAAGUUGUUGGGGUUUUGUUAAAGGGCUCCUUUAGCUUUUCGUUUGGGUUUUUUCAAGCCCUGUCUGCCUUCCGGAGAGUGAACUCUUCAUCUGCUGUGAAGGGCUCUUACGAGUUUUCUCUCCCGCCUCCGUUUAUCUGGAACCCGCUGAACCCAAUCAUGGUGAUGUUCAAGAAGAUCAAGUCUUUUGAGGUGGUCUUCAACGACCCCGAGAAGGUGUACGGCAGCGGGGAGAAGGUGGCCGGCCGGGUGAUAGUGGAAGUGUGUGAAGUUACUCGGAUCAAAGCCGUCAGGAUCCUGGCUUGCGGAGUGGCCAAGGUCCUGUGGAUGCAAGGGUCUCAGCAGUGCAAACAGACCUUGGACUACCUGCGUUAUGAAGACACGCUCCUCCUAGAAGACCAGCCAACAGGUGAGAACGAGAUGGUGAUCAUGAGACCUGGAAACAAAUACGAGUACAAGUUUGGCUUUGAACUUCCUCAAGGGCCCCUGGGAACAUCUUUCAAAGGAAAAUACGGUUGUGUCGACUACUGGGUGAAGGCUUUCCUUGAUCGCCCCAGCCAGCCGACUCAGGAGGCAAAGAAAAACUUUGAAGUGAUGGAUCUAGUGGAUGUCAAUACCCCUGAUUUAAUGGCACCGGUAUCCGCUAAAAAGGAGAAGAAAGUUUCCUGCAUGUUCAUCCCUGAUGGGCGUGUGUCCGUCUCUGCUCGAAUUGAAAGGAAAGGAUUCUGUGAAGGUGAUGACAUCUCCAUCCAUGCCGACUUCGAGAACACAUGUUCCCGGAUUGUGGUCCCCAAAGCAGCUAUUGUGGCUCGGCACACUUACCUUGCCAAUGGCCAGACCAAAGUGUUAACGCAGAAGCUAUCCUCAGUCAGAGGCAAUCACAUCAUCUCGGGGACCUGCGCCUCGUGGCGAGGCAAGAGCCUCCGUGUGCAGAAGAUCAGGCCAUCCAUCCUGGGCUGCCACAUCCUGCGCGUGGAGUAUUCCCUGCUGAUCUAUGUUAGUGUUCCUGGCUCCAAGAAAGUCAUCCUUGACCUUCCCCUGGUGAUUGGCAGCAGGUCAGGUCUGAGCAGCAGGACUUCCAGCAUGGCCAGCCGAACGAGCUCUGAAAUGAGCUGGAUAGAUCUAAACAUCCCAGAUACCCCAGAAGCCCCUCCUUGCUAUAUGGACAUCAUUCCUGAAGACCACCGACUAGAGAGCCCCACCACGCCUCUGCUAGAUGACAUGGACGGUGCUCAGGACAGCCCUAUCUUUAUGUAUGCCCCCGAGUUCCAGUUCAUGCCUCCACCCACCUACACUGAGGUGGAUCCCUGCACUGUUAACAAUAACAACAACAACAACAACAACAACAACGUGCAGUGAGCCCGUGGGAGAAGAGAUGCGUCUAUACUCACUCAUUUCUUUCCCCUCUCUGCUUGGACGCCAGUGUUUCAGAGACUUAGUCUGAAAGUGGAGAACGGGUUCACCCCAGCCUCUGACUCCACAUCUGGGUGAUCAACAGGCGGGUCCCUGGCUUCAAGUGGCGCAGACACAGCCAGUGCCCGCCCUGUGGUGUAGGAGCGUUUGCUGGGUGGAUAGAAGAACACUCUAAAAAAUUCAGACCCCGUCCACUUUCUCUCAGAUCUUGGAAAUGAAGACAUUGUCCGCAGUUUUUGAGUCGGUGUGAAUGACCUUCUGGCAUGGUCUUUACAAGGUUUUUUUUUAUUUGGAGGAGUUACAGGUUAACAGCAGACCAUGCAUUUCUGUGCCAUGGGGGACAGAAUCAGCUUCACAUACUAGAUAAUCAUGGCCAAAGUUUGGAAGAGGUGUUUUUUUAUUAGUAAUAUUUUUUUAAUCAGUGUUCCCUUUUUAUAACCUUAAAAGGAAAAUGAAAAUCUUCCAAGGCUGUGUGGUUUAGGCUUGGGUGAUGGUGGCCACCCUGUGACUUACAGGGUAGCUGCUCCCAGUGAACUUUAACCUAGGCUCAGAGCAGUCGUGGCUGCACCCACCAACAGCCAUAAAAGCCAUUUUACAGCCAGUUGCACUGUGUUCUCUUACAAACUUAAUCAAAUGGGAGAAUCUGUUAUUUCCGUGUGACUCCUUGGAAUUGAUUCUAAGGUGAUGUUCUUAGCACUUUAGCUCCUGUCAAUUUUGUUUUAAUCUCGAUUGCAGAUGUAAACUCUACUACUAUGUGUCUUAAGGGUUAAGCCCAAUGACAGGGCAAAAUGGAUUUUUGUGUUUGGGUUUUUUUUUUUUUUUUUGAGAUGGGGUCUCUCUAUCCUUUGUUAGCCUGGAACUCUACAUAGACCAGGCUGGCCUCGGAGAUCCCUCUGUCUCUGCCUCCUGAGCGCUGAGAUUGAAGGCUCAUCUUGGUUAUUACUUUUUGAGACUUUGUCCCAGUGUGCAAAAUUGUGUAAUUCUGAUUCGAAUAUGAAGGGUUGCCGCCCUGUGUGUAAGCCUCUGCAUUGAGAUACCGCAGCGCUGAUCAGGGUCUCCAUGCGUUGCAAUGAGAACUGCAGGUUUUCACGAAAGCCCCCAGACCCAUGUUCUGCCCAGUGUUAGGAGAAAGGACUCUUAACUGCUUUCACUGUGGCCACUAGCACCUGAUCAGUCACUUUCAGCCAUAGCACUUUGUCCAUUGUCCUGUGUCAGCACUGAGUUCCACCCUUUUCUGAGAACUAUGCAAUCAGAAAGCAUGUGAGCUGAUGGUGGUUUCAUUUUUGUUGUUUUUGUAUUUUGUGUAUCCUUUUUGUAUGACAAAAACUAUAUUUUGUACUUAUCCAAAUAUAUUUUCACCCCAAGGUGGGGAUAUCCUUUGUAAAAAAAUAAAAUAAAAAUAAAGUUUUUUAAUGGCAAAAA
Molecule: messenger RNA, 2989 nt
Organism: Cricetulus griseus (Chinese hamster)
Lineage: Eukaryota; Metazoa; Chordata; Mammalia; Rodentia; Cricetidae
Source: RefSeq, a predicted model, not a curated record